GCAAUGUGAUGAUGUCACUACGUUGCGACGCUCGAUCGAAUGACACGUACAGUUAGUAAACAAGGAUUGAUAGAAAGUUGUUGUCGAAGGAAAUAAAAGACAAGGAAUAAAGCUAGCUGGCUAACUACUGUGCCAAGUACGUUUAUGAUCUGCCAAGAUCUCAGAAACCUGUCUCAAUAUGAACGUGUUUGACCGCAGCAUCAAAUUGGAUGUUCUCCUCAAGUUCUCCCAAAUUUCCCAAUCUACCCAGUUACACCUGAAGAAUGUCUACUCCAGUUUGGCAGUUUGCAUGUUCGUGGCUGCAGCAGGCUCCUACGUCCAUGUUGUCACACGGCUCUUUCAGGGUGGUUUGCUGACUCUUCUGGGUUCCCUGGGCAUGGUGGUUUGGUUGUCCAUGACACCACACAACCCAGAGACCGAGAAGAAGAGACUGGCUAUCCUUGCAGGGUUUGCUUUCUUCACAGGUGUUGGUCUUGGACCAGCAAUGGACUUUGUCAUCAUCAUUAACCCAAGCAUCAUUGUGACAGCCUUCCUUGGAACCUCAAUCAUCUUUGUCUGCUUCACUCUCAGUGCCCUGUAUGCCAAGCGCAGGAGCUUCCUCUUCCUAGGAGGUACUCUGAUGUCUGGCUUGUCUGUCUUGUUCCUGGUGUCUGUGGUGAACAUGUUCUUUGGAUCAGCGAUACUCUUCAAGGCUCACAUGUACCUGGGGCUGGUCAUUAUGUGUGGCUUUGUUCUGUUCGACACUCAGCUCAUCAUUGAGAAAGCAGAGAAUGGAGACAAGGACUACAUCUGGCAUUGCGUGGACCUGUUCCUCGACUUUGUGACCAUUUUUAGAAAACUCAUGAUUCUCCUUGCCAUGAAUGAGAAGGACAAGAAGAAAGAAAAGAAGUAGAUUAAAUAAAUCCAGUUGAAGUUUCAAAUGAAAAAUGAUCUGUGACAAGGAACAGAACCAGCAACAAAGCCUCUGUCUGCAGUGCUGUUGGUGCUUUUACUAUUUGUCGUUCUUGGUUACUUUUUGUCCUUUGAUUUGAGCUUGCAAGAGGUUAUGAUAAGGUUGUAUUUUAGGCUACUGCUGCAGUGAGAAUGCUUGUCCUGUAGGGGGAGUGGUUGUUCUAUGAAGGUCUACAUAACAGAACUGAACUCUUUGUGCCAUAAAAAAAAAAAGAUUUUCAGAAGGCUGUUUGAGCUUUUGGAGAUUAAUCAUAGUUUUAUGUUGUUCUAAUAUUUGAUUUGUUAAUGCUAUUCCUCUAAUCUGUUUAGUUUAUGGAAGGGAUGUGACAGACAUCCUGACCCGUUAUGUCUUUAUCAAAUCACAUUUUAUUUGUCACAUGCGCCGAAUACAACCUUACCGUGAAAUGCUUACUUACAASCCCUUAGCCC
This is a messenger RNA of Salvelinus sp. IW2-2015, 1380 nucleotides long. Its product is annotated as probable Bax inhibitor 1. Gene Ontology annotation, biological process: negative regulation of apoptotic signaling pathway; negative regulation of RNA splicing; cellular response to unfolded protein. Gene Ontology annotation, cellular component: mitochondrial membrane. Gene Ontology annotation, molecular function: enzyme binding. NCBI's taxonomy places the organism in Eukaryota, Metazoa, Chordata, Actinopteri, Salmoniformes, Salmonidae. The record is from RefSeq and is a predicted model, not a curated record.